AUGCAAGUCCAUCUUGAUAAAGACUGUAGAGGAGCACCUGAUAAUGCAAAAUUGAAGAAAAGGACAAAUCCAUUUUUUAACAAUGAACAAUCAAAUGAACAAUUAAAUGAAACCAGCACCAUUUGUCCUUCUUUCAAAUUACCUAAUAGAAGAAAACUUGCAACUGAAUUAUUAGACAAGGUUUUUGAAGAAGUGAAAGAAGAAUCUGAUAAAGAGAUUUUAUUAGCACAAAAUUUAUGUAUGUCUUCGGAUGACUGGUCAAAUAUUAAUCAAGAAUUGUUUUCAGCUGUUAUCACAGAUACAGCUAAUGAUAUUAUAAAAAUUAAUGAAGUGAAAUCUGUAGUAGAUGAUGCAAAAAAUAUUGCCAAAUAUUUUAAAUCGCACACACAAUCAAUGGCAAAAUUUAAAUGUAUUCAAUGUGAAAAUUAUGAAAGUAGGACACUUAAUAUGGAAGCAGCAGGAUAUAAUGAAUUUACAUCAUAUGUAAAUAGUCAAUUUAGUCAUGAAGAUUUUGUAGAACAAUUUGUAGAAUUGGUUAAAUUUCGAACAAUUAAGAUCCUUUCAAUUCUUACAUCAUCAGCUGCUGCUGAAUGUAAUUUUUCUACUUUUGGAUUUAUUCAUAGCAAAAUUCAAGAGAUUGAUACUGAUAAAGAAAUUAAUGAAGGUGAUGAUAAUAUUUUACAAUAUUUUGAUAUUAUUUCAGAAAAUAUUGAUUUAAUACAUUUGAUAGAUGAUUUAAAUAAUAAUGAUGACGAAUAA
Diversispora eburnea is the source of this 759-nucleotide messenger RNA. The record is from the annotation of a GenBank genome assembly. Lineage: Eukaryota; Fungi; Glomeromycota; Glomeromycetes; Diversisporales; Diversisporaceae.